AUGGGUAAGGUUCACGGAUCUCUCGCCCGUGCCGGUAAGGUCAAGGCUGCCACUCCUAAGGUUGAGCCCCAGGAGAAGAAGAAGAACCCCAAGGGCCGCGCCUACAAGCGUGUCCUCUACACCCGCCGCUUCGUGAACGUUGUCAUGACCGGUGGCAAGCGCAAGGUACAUACCGACUGA
Molecule: messenger RNA, 180 nt
Organism: Penicillium verhagenii
Lineage: Eukaryota; Fungi; Ascomycota; Eurotiomycetes; Eurotiales; Aspergillaceae
Product: 40S ribosomal protein eS30
Exons: 2
Coding region: 1-180 (59 amino acids)
Biological process (GO): translation
Cellular component (GO): ribosome; cytosolic small ribosomal subunit
Molecular function (GO): structural constituent of ribosome
Source: RefSeq, a predicted model, not a curated record